This is a messenger RNA of Achroia grisella, 1029 nucleotides long. RefSeq lists its product as uncharacterized. The record is from RefSeq and is a predicted model, not a curated record. The transcript has a single exon. The coding region runs from base 1 to 1029 and encodes 342 amino acids. Gene Ontology annotation, molecular function: catalytic activity. NCBI's taxonomy places the organism in Eukaryota, Metazoa, Arthropoda, Insecta, Lepidoptera, Pyralidae.
AUGGCAGCAACAGCGGUCAUAGAAAACCUCUUCCGCAAAAACGACCUGGACCUUGCUCUGAUACAAGAGCCAUGGCUCAACAAAGCCACGCCUUUAGGCCUCAAUGCCUCAGGUAAUAUUCUUUUUAAUACCACUGGCACUAAACCUAGAGCAUGCAUUCUUUUUAAUAAGAAACUAGAUUUUCUGACUGUUCCAGAACUAUGUACAGAUGACCUAGUGACAGCCUUCGUCAAUUUCCCUGGAUGCACAGGGUCAAAAGUACUGGUCUGCUCUGCAUACCUACCUGGACAUGAUGAAAACAACAAAAUCAUCAAAGACCCGACAACCGGCCUACAGCCUGUGGUGGAAUACGCCCGUAAGCACAAGGCCGAACUCCUCGUGGGCUGCGAUGCAAACGCCCAUCACACAAACUGGGGAAGCUCUGACAUCAAUACCAGAGGUAAGUCACUUGAUGAUUUUAUACUAACCAACUGUCUUCAAAUCCUAAAUACAGGGUGCACACCGACGUUCGUCACUGCCACAAGACAAGAGGUACUAGAUAUAACACUCGCGACCGACAAACUGGCCGAAUAUAUCACUCAUUGGCAUGUCAGCAAUGAGAACUCCAUGUCUGAUCACAAGCACAUCAGAUUCACAAUUGAGGCUGCAACAGACUCAAACCCCAUACUCUACAGAAACCCAAAGGCUACAGAUUGGCCUAAAUACAGAGACAGUCUUACAAGCCUAAUUGCGGACCUUCCGAAGAGUAUCAAAUCUCCUCUAGAACUAGAACUCGCUGUGGACAUACUUCUAAGUGGCAUAAUAAGUGCCUACCAGAACAACUGUCCCAUCAAAACCAAAACCGCCAAAUGUAAAACACCCUGGUGGAAUAAGAGUCUAGAAAAGCUGAGGAAGAAAACUCGCAAAUUAUCCAACAGGGCUAAAAAGGGACCUUUCGAAUGGGCCCAAUAUAGUAAAGCCCAAACGGAAUACUACUGCGAAAUUAGGAAAGCCAAAAGAGCAUCAUGGCGUGUUUCUGCGAGGAGAUAA